This is a messenger RNA of Closterium sp. Yama58-4, 1893 nucleotides long. The record is from the annotation of a GenBank genome assembly. NCBI's taxonomy places the organism in Eukaryota, Viridiplantae, Streptophyta, Zygnematophyceae, Desmidiales, Closteriaceae.
AUGCUGGCCAAUGGCACGGUGCUGGACGCUGCUGGAAAGGCGAUCAAGCCGACUGCAAACGCAGACGGGUCGUUCACAGCGGGUGACAUCACUGGGUUUCCGAACGGCACCAUUGUGGGCGCCAACGGUGCGGUGGUCAACACUGGCAAGCAGUUCGCCGUUGCCCCUGAUGGCACCAUCGCCGUCACCUCUCCUGCGCCUGGCUCUAUCCCCGCUCCUGGCUCCAUGCCUGGUCCCAUUCCCUCUGACCCCAGCAGCACCAAUCUGACCUUCAACCCCGAUGGCAGCCUGUCAUUCGGGCCCGGCUACACCAUGCUGCCUAGUGGCCAGGUGACUGACUCCACUGGAGCCCCUGUUGCUCCCAUUCUCAAUCCGGAUGGGUCCUUCUCUGUCGGCGCUGGUUACACGGCCUACCCCAACGGCACACUCACAGCUCCCGGUGUGGCCAUCGACCUCGUCGGCGCGCCUGGGUAUACGAUUGGCAGCACGAAGAUGCUGGCCAAUGGCACAGUGCUGGACGCGGCUGGAAAACCGAUCAAGCCGAUUGCGAACGCAGACGGGUCGUUUACAGCGGGCGAGCUGACAGGGUUUCCGAAUGGCACUCUUGUGGGCGCCAACGGGGCUGUGGUCCAAACUGGCAAGCAGUUCACUGUCAACCCUGAUGGCACCAUCACUGUCACCUCUCCUGCCCCUGGUUCUAUCCCUGCGCCUGGCUCUGCCCCUGCUCCUGGCUCUGAAACUGCCCCUGGGUCUGAGACUGCCCCUGGCUCUGAGAUUGCUCCUGGGUCUGAGACUGCCCCUGGCUCUAACCCCGGUCCCACUCCCUCGGACCCCAGUGGCACCAGAUUGACGUUCAACCCGGACAACACCCUGUCAUUCGGACCCGGCUACACUCUCUUGGCUAACGGCACAGUCACUGACUCCACUGGAGCCGCUGUCGCCCCCACUCCCAAUCCCGAUGGCUCCUUCACUAUCGGUGGCGACUACACUGCCUACCCCAAUGGCACGCUCACUGCGCCCGGCGUUGCCGUCAGCACCGCUGGCACGUUGGGGUACACAGUAGGCAGCACCACAAUGCUGGCCAAUGGCACGGUGCUGGACGCGACUGGAGCGCCAAUCACGCCCACAGAUAAUGGGGACGGGUCGUUCACAGCGGGUGACAUCACAGGGUAUGAGAACGGCACCAUUGUGGGCGCCAACGGUGCGGUGGUCAACACUGGCAAGCAGUUCGCCGUUGCCCCUGAUGGCACCAUCACCGUCGGCGCUCCUGGCUCUGCCCCUGCACCUGGCUCCCUCCCCGGCCCCGUUCCUUCCAGUGGCGGCAGCGUGACGUUCAACCCCGAUGGCAGCCUGUCGUUUGGCGCCGGCUACACUCGCUACCCCAAUGGCACGUUUGUGGACUCUACCGGUGCGCUCGUUUCCCCCAGCAACAACACAGACGGGUCUGUCUCUAUGGGUGGAGACUACACCUUCUACCCCAACAAUACCUUCACUGCACCCGGCCUCUCCUUUGCUGAGACCGGUGGGCGGCUCACCAUCGGCGCCACGACGAUCCUGGCCAAUGGCACGGUGCUGGACGCAGCAGGGAAGGCGAUUCAGCCAACGGUGAACGCGGAUGGAUCAGCAGUGACGGCGGGAGAUCUGACGGUGUACAGCAACAGCACUAUCGCUGGGUCGAAUGGUGCGGCUGUGAACACCUUUAGAACGACAACCAUUGGCCCUGAUGGCACUAUCACCUUCGGCGCUGUCACUCCCAGCCCCUCUGGCACCCCUACUCCCUCCUCCCCUGCUGCCGCACCGCCACCUCCCAAGCCUGCUGGUUCUCUCGGUUCACCAGUCAGUGUCUUGGCCACUGGCAUUGCUGUUGCUCUCAGCUCCCUGCUCUUUGUGUAG